Anopheles moucheti is the source of this 1083-nucleotide messenger RNA. RefSeq names its product peptide methionine sulfoxide reductase-like. NCBI's taxonomy places the organism in Eukaryota, Metazoa, Arthropoda, Insecta, Diptera, Culicidae. Bases 85 to 795 code for a protein of 236 amino acids. Gene Ontology annotation, molecular function: peptide-methionine (S)-S-oxide reductase activity. The transcript is spliced from 4 exons. The record is from RefSeq and is a predicted model, not a curated record.
UCUCACUGCUUGUACCGAGCGAACGUGCAACCCUUUGGCACACUUUUCUGUACUGGGAGAUCUUCUUUGCCAUAACAGCUCAACAUGGUAGCAACGGAACACGCCAACAAUCAGGCCGAGCGUCUGGAGAAUAUUCCUCAACAACCACUGCACCAGCUGGACACUCCGUUCGAGAAAGCUACCUUCGGAAUGGGUUGCUUUUGGGGGUGCGACUCGCUCUUCGGAGCCACCAAAGGUGUUCUGCGUACACGUGUCGGCUAUGCCGGAGGUACCACCGAGUCUCCAGCAUAUAAGAAAAUGGGAGAUCACACGGAGGUGAUCGAUAUUGACUACGAUCCGGAGAAGAUCAGCUACAAUGAUCUGCUGGAUCUGUUUUGGAACAACCACGAGUACGGUUUGACAACUCGCAUGAAGCGCCAGUACAUGUCGCUGAUUCUCUACCACAACGAGGAGCAACGGAAGACAGCGGAAGAAAGUCGAACGCACGAGCAGAUCAAGCGUGCCCCGGAGCAGAUCGUCACCGAAAUUGCCCGGGCAGGUACCUUCUAUCCAGCCGAAAACUACCACCAAAAGUACCGCCUGCAGGGUCACACCGAUCUGGCCAAGGGCAUUGGACUGACAGCGGAAUUGCUGCACACGUCGCAUGUGGCCGCACGUCUGAACGGAUACCUUAUCGGUGUGUCUGGACUGAAGCAGUUCGAAGAUGAGGCCGAGCUACUGGGGUUGAGCAAGGAGCAGACGCAGUACGUCCGGGAGUACGUCAUCCAGAACGAAGGUGGCGGCAUUUUCUGCUAAAACAUUUGGAAACAGAUGUGAUGGCACAAUGUAUAUGAUGCAUUCUCAGUCCAGAGGAUGGGAGAUCCUGUUGAUUACUCCUCUCACCGCUGAUAACGGUUUUAUAAAGCGUUAUCAUUCUUACGUUCAGAAAUUGGAACACGGAUAGAUUAGAUGAAUCGAUCUACGAUGCGAUUGUACAAGUGAUGUUAGGUUAUACUUAUACUGAUAACAAGUGAGACGUGUAGUAAUAAGAUAAUAAAAUAAGCCAAUAAAGUAGAGAAGUCAUGAAGAGGUACUUCUUGGUAC